Messenger RNA from Oppiella nova, 2749 nucleotides. Lineage: Eukaryota; Metazoa; Arthropoda; Arachnida; Sarcoptiformes; Oppiidae. The record is from the annotation of a GenBank genome assembly.
UAGAAAGCAAUGCAAUGAAUACAAUAACGUAUUGAAUAGUGUUGUCUAACAGUCAGCUGUUAUGCCAUUGCUAUUCACCUGACAUUACCUACUCAUACCUCACUGUCCUGAACUGUACACCUCAACCAUGAUUUCAUGUCAUUCACAGACACACCACCAGAUCCAGUGACAGAGUGACAGUUCAGUCAUACAGUCCAGUGUUACUCAACCAAUGCUAGCAUUCAUUGCAAUCAUUUGCAUCUAAUUUGACACUAAAAUGACGAUUGAUUUCAGGGACUACUUCUGGGAAUUGAUGAAAGAGAUAAUGAAAUACAGCGACGAACAGCAUAAGAAGCAAAAGCAGACAAAAACUGAAGAGUUAGUGACCGUUGAAGUGGUGACGGAACUGAAGGAAACGAUCAUCAGUUUAAAUAAGGCCAAAGAGUUUUAUAACACAAAAGUGAUUGAAUUGGAAAAAGUGAAGCGAGAGAACGGAUCCCAAAAGGACAUCGAGAAGGCAGAGAUACGGCUCAACAAAGCCUGCACUGAUUACAAGCAAUUGAUUGAGAAGUAUGCAAACGUUAAGGAGGACUACGAAAACAAAUUUGGUGUCUCGUGUUUGCAUUUCCAACAAAUAGAAGAGCAACACAUCAGACAAAUGAAGGAUUUUUUGAUGAAUUAUUAUCAAGUGUUAGAAAGCGGUCACACACUCAUAGGUCAAGUGCACCUCGAGUUCAAGCAAUGUUGUAAUGAUUUAACUGUCAAUAAAUUACUCGAACAAUUCGUCACCACUAAGGGCACCGGUAGUGAGAGGCCAGAGGUGUACCACUUCGAAGAAACGGACAUUUCAGCGAUAAGUGCGACCAAAAGCAGUGAUCUAUUGGAUCUGACAAAUGGGGAUAAAGUGCCCAAAAAAGAAGGUAAACAUAAUUAUAGUCGUCAUAUGAAAAGCAAACCCUAUUCCCGACGCACGGCAUCACUUCUGGAUAUAUUUCGCUCGUCAACCGCCACCGCUGGCAGUGGGUUUCUGAGGAGUAAAAGACAAAAAGCUAUGGAAAAGAAGAAGAAAAAGAAGUCGGAGAUGAGUGGUUCCAAAGAAGACAACUGCAGUGUCGAGACUAAGGAUAGUAACAGUAGUGAUGUGAUGAGUGCAGUGAGUGCUCCCAAUUGUGAGACACCGGUUGUCGACGACGAGGGAUAUAUAAUUCGUCCCAAUUUUGGCAAUGAAACCAAUUCUGACAAUCAUUUCUAUUCGAGUUCUGACUCCGAUUCCGAAGAGGAAAAGGAGCAGAAGAUUCGCAUCAAAAUAAAUCCCUUAACAAACGGAGCGCCUAUUAGUGCCAGUGUUGAUGAACUGAUCGCCAGUGCCGGCACUCUAUCUCUUUCGCCCAUAACUCAACACACGAACCGUCGAGUGUAUACUUCGAGUACAUCCCCGGCCCCAGACGAUAGCCAAAUGAAACGAUCCAUUUCUGCAAACCAUAACAUAUCUAAAGCUGAAAACGAUUUGAUAAGUGUUUUUAGUUCUUCGCUGUCGAGUGCCUCCACUCCUUCGGGAAUCGCCGAACAAAAGCCAAACAAUUCAACGAAUUCUAACUCUAAUACAAAUUCAGUGAACAGUUACUCAUUUAAAGCUCCGGCGACAGCACCGGCCGAUAGAUACGCAGCUCUGAGUGAUCUCUUCACUGAGUCCAUCAAUGAGGCGACCACUGUAUUGUCGAAAAGUAUGUCGGCGUCUAUAUUAGGGCCUCCAGUGUUAGCAUCUCUUCCACGGCCGGCAUCUAAACGCAAUGCACACACAUCUCCACAGCUGUCCCACCAAAGCAGUCACGCGAGCACUAUCUCCCGGUGCGAGAGUGUCAGCAGCUUAUCGAGCGAUUUCCGAAUGACACCCAUUUCUGUGGGCUCUUCACGAGGACCCUCUCCUCUUACACUUGGAAUCUCAGACGCCGUUCCCAUUGCUAUUGCACUCCAAGAGUCAAUCAGCGCCUGCUUUAAGGGCAUUGACGAAAGCAAAUGUCAGGUUCAGGUGGUCGGCAGUUUGAAAAUGGCGUUCCCGGCGGGCAUUGUCCAGGCCUUUGCCAACAAUCCAUACGCCUCUCCACUCACUUUCAAACUCAAUAAGUCUUCAAAAUUGGAAAGUAUUUAUCCGAACAAAGAACUACUAAUUGAAAAUUCAGAGUCUUUGAGAUCAAUAACUAGUGAUUCUUCGAGUUUUGAGGUGAAUAUGUGUGCACUCAUGUCACACAUCCGGCGCCUCUACGAACAGUCACCCAAUUCUCGGUAUUAUAAUAUCGAUGUUUUGAAAUAUCAAAUCCGUUGUCUUCAGGGGGCAAAGAGUACGCCCUUACAGUUGGUCUCCUAUUGGAAGUGUGAGCCCCAGACGACCAGUUUGAAAGUGGACUACAAAUACAACGGCUCGUCCUUAGCUCAGACGGAAGCGCUGAGAAAUGUGUCCAUUUAUGUGAACGUUGACGGCGAACCACGUUCUAUGCAAUCACGACCCGACGGCAAAUGGAACGCCGCCACAAAACAGGCCGUCUGGCGCUUUGACCGACUUUCCAAUACAUCUGCCCCUCAAGCGGGAGGUCUGGCCGGUCUGGGCUCUAUUAAAGCCAAAUUUGAAUUGUCUUCAGGACCGUCCACUCCCAGUGUAAUUCAGGCGCAGUUCACGUGUUUAGACACAACUGUGUCGGGCAUUGAGUUCGAGUUAACGGCAGUCGGAUAUCGCGUAUCUCUAGUCAAGAAACAAAUUUGUUCCGGUAUUUAG